Meleagris gallopavo (turkey) is the source of this 2503-nucleotide messenger RNA. RefSeq names its product ADAM metallopeptidase domain 28 (gene ADAM28). Lineage: Eukaryota; Metazoa; Chordata; Aves; Galliformes; Phasianidae. Gene Ontology annotation, cellular component: plasma membrane. The record is from RefSeq and is a predicted model, not a curated record. Gene Ontology annotation, biological process: proteolysis. Gene Ontology annotation, molecular function: metalloendopeptidase activity.
UCCUUGCUUUCUCAAAACAGUUCUAUCAUCCCUAAGAAAUUCAGCUCCUGCAGCCUCCAAGAUUUCGAGAAAUACAUGUUGAAUGACAUGCCAAAAUGUCUAACUAACAUCCCAGAUAUAAAUGCCAUCAUAGCACCUUCAUCAUGUGGCAAUGGCUUUGUGGAAAAAGGAGAGGAAUGCGACUGCGGUACUUUAGAGGAGUGCACAAAUGCCUGCUGCGACCCAGAGACGUGCAAGCUGACAGCUGGCUCCAUGUGUGCACACGGAGACUGCUGCGAGGACUGCCAGUACAAAAGAGCAGGAGCUGUGUGUCGGGAAGCCAAGGAUGACUGUGACCUGCCCGAGAUGUGCACUGGUUAUUCUGGGAAUUGCCCAUCGGAUCGAUUCCGUAUGAACGGACAUCCUUGCAACAACGGCGAAGGCUUUUGCUACAUGGGAAUCUGUCCCACCCGAGAAAGCCAGUGCAGAGCUGCUUUUGGACCACAGGCUACUGAUGGGGCAGCGUCCUGCUACCGGAUGAAUGAGAAGGGGGUGUAUUAUGGAUACUGCAGAAAAGAACGAGGUAGUCACGUCCCGUGUAAAAAGAAAGAUAUCAUGUGUGGGAAGCUGUACUGCUCUGGGGGGCAGGAGAUGCCCACCUAUGGCAGCCUGGUGACCUUUGAGUACUGCAAAGCAAGCUUUCCUAGGAAUGGAGAUACAGAUUUAGGGAUGAUCCUCAAUGGAACCAAGUGUGGGGAUGGCAUGGUAUGCAGCAAUGGAGAAUGUGUCUAUGCUGAAGAUGUCUUUAGAUCCAGCGACUGCUCUGCCAAGUGUCCUGGACAUGCUGUUUGUGACCAUGAGAUGCAAUGCCAGUGUGAAGAAGGAUGGGCACCGCCGAACUGCGACAGCUCAUCGACAGUCACCAGUUUUGCAAUCAUUGCUGGUGUGCUGGUUGUCCUCACUGUGAUUGUAAUUGCAGCAAUAUUGCUCUUCCGCUUCCGAGUAUUCAAGAAGAGCAGCCAUACCAGAAGGGGACCUGGAGCCACCAAUCAAGUCUUUGUGGACCAAGAACAAAGACAAAGAGAGCACCCUGGCCUGGCAGUUCCUACCCAGAAGAUUAAUGAUAAGAAGUAUCUCCUUCCUGUACCUCCAUUGCAGGAGAACAAACCACAGCUUCAGAGUCCUAUCAUAAGGCCAAAAGGUCCCCCACCUCCUGUCCCUUGCACCAAACCAGCCUUUUCUCACACACAAGACAUGUUUGCACCAGAGAAAAAACCUGCUUGUCUCCCUGUUCCCAAAGGCAAACCUCCACCUCCACCAAAGGCUUUGAAACCUCCCAUUAACCCCAGGGUCUGAAGCUCCUGCAGGAGGGCUCACGGAAUGCUGAGGGGCAGUUGGUUUGUCCUCUGAUUCUCCACUUUUCCUGUUCUCUGUGAAACAGAACAGCUUACUGACAGCUGCUUUGAAAGGAAAACUUUGGUUUUCAAACAGUGAGGAACUCUUUGGUGAUGACAUCAAGCUGCUGUCAGGAAGGAAACAAAGCAGAAUCACUGCUUGCACUGAGGUAUGGAUGGAGCACGCUGUGACAGCUGCCAGACACAUCCCAGCUCCUCAGCUGCCUCUGCACUGCUCUUCUCCAAAACAGACCUGAAAAGAUCAGAGGAAAGCAUAGGGUCCAAGUUCUGUAAACUAGGGUACAUCUCCGGAUCUUUCCAACCCUCUCUUCAGCACCAGAUUCCUGCUUCGUAUGUGCUCUGCAAGCUCUGGACCCAGGAAAAUCCUGCCAGCCCUCUGGAGAAGAGUUUACAGCCCUGAGGCCUGAAGGAAACUUGGAAUAAUACAAAGUGGACACGUUGAUUCUGGAAAGAUCCAUAUGGAUCAGAUCCUUUCAUUAAUCCUUAGGUUACCUGUUACACAGGAUUUCUCUGAGUAGAUCGGAGUUGUGCUCAGAAGCAAAGCACACAGGGCUCAGCCUCCUGCUGCCUGCAGCACCCCCAGGGCUCAGCCCAUGCCAGUUCCAAAGGAGCUCCAGCUGCCACCACUGCACUUGGACAGAGAAAUUUGGAAAAGCAGUCAACAAAAUCUUUAAUCAUUAUUUCUUUUCACCCCUCCGCUCCAGAAAUAUCUAAAUAUUUCUCCCUUCCAGGAUAUACACACCUCGGUGUUUUCAUUUAAUUGCUCCUGCACCAGGACCUGUUAUUGUAAAGUUGCUAAUGAGCACUGGGCUGGGCACAGGGGUUUGUUAUUGUGGGACCACAGUGCAGCAAUGAGGCUUUGCACACUGGUUUGUUACUGAGGGGUUCUUCAUUCGUUCUGGUCUGUUGGCAUCAGCAGUGUUGACACUCUUGGCCUGUUGGCACAGAUCUGCAUGCUGCUGUUGGCAUUGAUGUUAAUAAUGCUGUGUGGGUGCUGGCACUGAUGCUAUUGUUACCAUUGGCACUGUUAUCAUUUGUGUGGUUGGCGUCAAUAUUUUUUAAGUUAAAGCACACAAGUGUUUUUCAAGGAAUUAAAAAAAAAAAAAAAA